Haliotis rufescens (red abalone) is the source of this 618-nucleotide messenger RNA. Its product is annotated as DNA-directed RNA polymerase subunit beta''-like. The record is from RefSeq and is a predicted model, not a curated record. Lineage: Eukaryota; Metazoa; Mollusca; Gastropoda; Lepetellida; Haliotidae. The transcript has a single exon. Bases 1 to 618 code for a protein of 205 amino acids.
AUGGCUAAGAGAGAAAUGUCAUGUCAUGCCCUAUGGCUAACAGAGAAAUGUCAUGUCACGACCUAUGGCACUCCAGAGAAAUAUCAUGUCACGACCUAUGGCACUCCCGAGAAAUUUCAUGUCAUGACCUAUGGCACUCUAGAGAAAUGUCAUGUCACGACCUAUGGCACUCCAGAGAAAUAUCAUGUCACGACCUAUGGCACUCCCGAGAAAUAUCAUGUCAUGGCCUAUGGCACUCCAGAGAAAUAUCAUGUCACAACCUAUGGCACUCCAGAGAAAUAUCAUGUCACGACCUAUGGCACACUAGAGAAAUAUCAUGUCAUGGCCUAUGGCACUCCAGAGAAAUAUCAUGUCACAACCUAUGGCACUCCAGAGAAAUAUCAUGUCAUGACCUAUGGCACUCCAGAGAAAUGUCAUGUCAUGGCCUAUGGCACUCUAGAGAAAUAUCAUGUCAUGGCCUAUGGCGCUCCAGAGAAAUAUCAUGUCACAACCUAUGGCACUCCAGAGAAAUAUCAUGUCAUGACCUAUGGCACUCCAGGGAAAUGUCAUGUCAUGGCCUAUGGCACUCUAGAGAAAUGUCAUGUCAUGGCAUAUGGUACUCCAUGGUGUAUGGAAUGA